UUUAAAAACCUACUUUUAUUUUUCGACACAAGGCAGGGGUUCUGGACGCGGGGCGGGAUUUGAGAAUUUAGUUCUUGCUUCAAUAUCAAAUUCUAACAAUUUCGAUUACAAGAAUUCACUAACCCUUAAACCUUCUCAAUUUCCCCCAAUUCUAUUCCUAGGGUUUAACAAAGGGGUUUUGUAUUGAGGUUUUCUUCACUAUCUUCUAUCGCUAUUCACAAUGUCACUUUCGUUGUUCUCCACUCCUCAACAAUCGCAACCACAGUCUCUUUUUCAACCACAGCAGCAACAGCAACAAUCUCCCUUUCAGCAGCAGAGCAAUUUGUUCCAGCCACAGCAACAACAACAGCAACAACAACAACAACAAUUUCAACAACAGCAGCAGCAACAACAGUUGUUUCUGUUCACUAACGAUAAAACUCCCGCCAGUUACAGCACCAAUUGGGCGGAUCUACAUCCUGAUUCCCAGAAGUUUCUACUUCAGAUCGAGGAACGGGUAUUGGAAUAUAGAGAUGAAAGCCAGAGACUUGAUCAGUGUAAUCGUCUUUAUGAUUCUUCAGUUUCGAAUGAUGGGUUUGAGGUUGAUGCAAGCCAUAUUGUUCAGGAACUUGGUGGAAUCAGCACUGCUAUGGAACGGCAGAAAACUUUGCUACAUGAAUUGAUGUCAGCUGUUAAAGAUAUGUUACGUAAUACAGAGGUUGCUGUUCGAUCCUUUAUGAUCCUACGUCCAAGGUUCCAUCAUCCUAGUGGGGGAGCAUCAAGUGCCACUGCCCCAUCACAGACCCCAGGAGCAACAACACCUAGUUUGAACAGCCAAUCAACAACUACAUCUAUAGUGCCCGUUUUUGAUUUCUACAGUGGUCUUCCGAAGAAACCAUCACCCUUUUUACAGCAAACAAUUCUUCGAUUUGAGAAAUAUCUUGGUGAAUGUCAUCAGUGGAUUCAAGAGUUAGAGCAGCUGCUUCUCCUAGAAUCUGAAAAAAACGGUUCUAAUAAUGGAUCCUCGUUAUUGCAGUCUCUUCCCAAAGUCAUGACAAAUGUGCAUGACUUUUUUGUUCACGUGGCUGCAAAGGUUGAGAGCAUUCAUCAGUACAUGGAAUCUAUGAAAUCAGCAUACCUAGCUGAUCAGCGCCGCCGAGGGGAGGUGAAUGAUCCUUUUCUAGAGGCUGACCGGCGAGAAACUGCAAGACAAGAAGCUGUCAAAAGAGUUCAUCCGACAUUGCAUUUACCUGCAAAUUCACAACCCUCAACUCAAGUUGCUGGGUUGUUUUCCAGUUCAGGAACUCAAGGAGCAUUGACUGCCCAACAGACUGCUGCAACAACUUCAGCUUUAUCAACAGGAAGUGGUUUGUCUCUUUUUAGCACACCAACUUCUGCUCCAUCGUCGUCUAUGUCAUCUUUGUUUGCAACACCAUCAACUCCGGCUCAAGGAAACUCAUGGUUUGGAUCAUCUAGUGCUACGCCUCAAACCUCACUUUUCGGUUCUGCAUCAUCAUCGCUACCUGGUGCGACAUCAUCUCCCUCUCUGUUCGGUAAUAGUACUCCAUUGUUUAGUUCAACUCCGGCUUCAAGUUCACUCUUUUCAACUCCGUUUGCGUCAGGUGCUGCAGCAGGAUCAGGAGCAAGCUUUGGAGGAUCUAAAAAUCCACGGCCAAAAUCCAGAACUGCUCGGCGCUAAUAGAAGCAAUCUGAAAUCAUGAAGUUGAUGAGACCCUUUUCUGCUACCAAAAAAAAUAUGAAUGUACCACUUGAAGUAUCGGUCCUUCCUUGAUAGAUGGUCUUAAAAUGAUUUUUGCUAUUAAUCUAAUGUCUUCCAUCAGGCUUUUAUAGCGGGUUACUGUUGAACCCAUUUUUUUAAAACAUUUGUCUAGGUUAGGUGAUUUUGAAUGCUAAAGUUUUCCAAAUUGUAGCUAUAGCUUCUUGCUGGUUCUAGUUUGAACUCGAUCCAUCAUUCAUUGUUGUAAAAGAUAUCAGAUUCUAGGCAUCAGUUUAAUUGUAUGGCUCCUUUUUACUUAUAGAUUUCAAUGUGGAUAGUUGGUCUUUGAUUUUUA
Molecule: messenger RNA, 2051 nt
Organism: Vicia villosa (hairy vetch)
Lineage: Eukaryota; Viridiplantae; Streptophyta; Magnoliopsida; Fabales; Fabaceae
Product: nuclear pore complex protein NUP58
Biological process (GO): nucleocytoplasmic transport
Cellular component (GO): nuclear pore
Molecular function (GO): structural constituent of nuclear pore
Source: RefSeq, a predicted model, not a curated record